AGUCCCAACCUCAUGGACAUCUCUGAACCCAACUCUCGUCCUUCAGCUUUCCCAGCUGACUCCUCCAGCUUUAUCCUCCUUCCCCACUUAACUAGGCUCUUUGGACACUGCUGCAGCCUUUGUCCCCUCUCCCAGGCCACCUCAGAUUCUUUGGCUCCUUUGAUGAUCCGUCUCUGAAUCGCUAUGUAGCUCCGGUGAGUGCUUCCUUAAUUUUUCACACUCUGUCCCCGGUCCUUCCAAGUUACUCCCGGUACCCUUGACUCGAACCCGGAUCUAGAACUUUAAUCUUUCGGACCCCAGCUUGGUCUCUUCCUUCUAAUCCAGGCUCUUGUCCUUCAUCGUCUGUGAUCACCAAGCCUCAUCUUCUUGCCUUGUUCUUAGAACUCAUCCCUCCUCCGCACUCUUGCUGGCGACUCUGUGCUGCUGAGCUCCGAGGAAGAAAACCCCACAUGCACUAGGUCUCUUCUCCCUCCGAUCUUUGUAAUGCAAGGUGACUUUGUGUUAUUUCCACACUGCCUUUUCAGUCAGGGAUGGACUCUCCGUCUCUGCCAGCCUUGGUCCUGCUCAUCUGUCUAUUUUGCAAGUCAUAGUUUAAAUUUCACCUCUUCAGUGAAGCUCCCUCCCUGCCCUCUUCAGAGAGGUGCCUUCUCAUUUCCUAAGUGCCGUAGCACCGUCUCUACCUCCAGUCCUGGUGGAAUGGUUAAAAACCUCAGCUUUGGAGGAAUCAACUUGGGCUUCAGUUUUGCCACCUACUGUGUGCUCUUAGGCACGUGACUUGAUUUCUCAGAGUUUCAGUUUCAUCAUUUCUAAAGGUUCAGAGAUGGGCAGCGAGAAGGAGCAGCGUCCCGAAGCUCACCUGCCCGAGGAAGGAGAAGGGGCUAAACCUUGGAGAGUGGAUGGCUCAAAGGAUUCUCAGAUCACACCUCGGGAGGAUCAUGGGCAGGAGAGCCUGUUGGCAGGGCUCCACGGAACGCAUCCACCAAAGACAAGGCAGAAAGUCACUGCCCAAGCCGGAGGCCCCAGGGAUCCCAUGCUUUUUUCAAGCCCAGAGACAGAUGAGAAGCUUUUUAUAUGUGCGCAGUGUGGCAAAACCUUCAACAAUACCUCCAACCUGAGAACGCACCAGCGGAUCCACACUGGCGAGAAGCCCUACAAGUGUUCCGAGUGUGGCAAGAGUUUCUCCCGGAGCUCCAACCGCAUCCGGCACGAGCGCAUCCACCUGGAAGAGAAGCACUACCAAUGCGCCAAGUGUCAGGAGAGCUUCCGGCGGCGCUCGGACCUCACCACGCACCAGCAAGAUCACCUGGGCCAGCGGCCCUACCGCUGUGACAUUUGUGGCAAGAGCUUCACUCAGAGCUCCACGCUGGCUGUACAUCACCGGACCCACCUGGAGCCAGCCCCUUACAUCUGCUGUGAGUGUGGGAAGAGCUUUAGCAACAGCUCCAGCUUUGGGGUGCACCACCGUACCCACACGGGUGAGAGGCCUUACGAGUGCACUGAAUGCGGGCGGACUUUCAGUGAUAUCUCCAACUUUGGUGCACACCAGAGAACGCACAGAGGGGAGAAGCCGUACAGGUGCACCCUGUGUGGGAAACACUUCUCCCGGAGCUCCAACCUCAUCCGACACCAGAAAACACACUUGGGCGAGCAAGAUGAGAAGGAUUUUAGCUAAAGGAGAGGCCUGCUUGGAGAGUGAGGGAGAGCAUAGAGCCCACCUUGAUGGGUGGAGGAGGCCUUUAGUACCUGCUGUGGCCUCCAAGACUACAAACCCUUCACUUUGCGGAACAGCCCCUUCUUGCCUUUGCAGUCAGGAAAUCCUGAGAAGGGGCUGAGUAAACACCCUGCCUCUUCCCAGCAGGUUUUUUUUUUUUUUUUUUUUUUUUUUGCCUUGGAAAUUCAGAGUGCCCACUCUUCAUUUCCUCAGCUGUGGGGGAAAUGGGAUGGGCUCAGGACAUGCUCUUGUGACUGGGUCAUCAGUCAUCAGUCCCCAGGCUUUGGGGGUAGUGCCUGAGACGGUGUCGUUGUCUACAGGUCCUCCAAAGUUGUCUAGCUUCACACACACACACACACACACACACACACACACACACACACACACACGGCAGUAGCCUGUGAGUUCCUACCUGCUGUGCCUCAUCCUGUGUCAGCCUCUAGAGCCUCAGGCUGGGGAGGGGGGGGGGGCAUGGCCCUCCUGGUGACCGGCCUCUUCAGUCUGAGAAGGAAGCCUCAGGGAUCCACAAUCCAGGGACCCUCACCCUCCCAUGCUUGUUACCUGGUUUUCUUACCCCGACUUGUGUCUGUCUCCUCAGUGGUCACCAGUAAAACACUUCAGUGAAAA
Molecule: messenger RNA, 2338 nt
Organism: Mus musculus (house mouse)
Lineage: Eukaryota; Metazoa; Chordata; Mammalia; Rodentia; Muridae
Gene: Zfp691
Product: zinc finger protein 691
Exons: 2
Coding region: 821-1672 (283 amino acids)
Cellular component (GO): nucleus
Source: RefSeq, marked validated